Messenger RNA from Bufo gargarizans (Asiatic toad), 1278 nucleotides. RefSeq names its product translocase of inner mitochondrial membrane 50 (gene TIMM50). NCBI's taxonomy places the organism in Eukaryota, Metazoa, Chordata, Amphibia, Anura, Bufonidae. The record is from RefSeq and is a predicted model, not a curated record. Gene Ontology annotation, molecular function: phosphoprotein phosphatase activity. The coding region runs from base 39 to 1127 and encodes 362 amino acids. The transcript is spliced from 11 exons.
UGGGAUUGGCUCAGGCUGUCGCCUGCAGUGGCAGAAAGAUGGCGGCCUCGCUGGUGCCUGCGUGCGGGAGGUCGGUGCGGUUACUGGUAUCUAGCCGGGCACUGCUGGGAAACCGACAGCUGAGCAGCGAGCCGGGGGAGAGCCUGACCGGCGCUGUGCUGCGGGGCCAGCAGAAGACCUCUGAAGACCCCCAGAAUAACCCCGAAUCAGAGGAACAGCAGAAGAAGCAGAAGGAAAACAAAGCCAGAGCUAAAAAGAUCGUCCUGCGAGCGACCGGGGUUCUGGGCAUCUUGGGGGGCGGCUUUAUGGUGUAUACAUUUGGUAGCAGCUCAGUGGACGAGGAGGGAAAUCAGAUCCCCGAUGAGUUUGACAAUGAUCCUCCAGUUCUACAACAGAUUAAAAGGACGUACAAAUACUUUAAAGACUAUCGGCAGAUGAUCAUAGAACCCACAAGCCCCAAAUUGCUGCCAGACCCAUUGAAAGAGCCGUAUUACCAGCCGCCAUACACGCUGGUCCUGGAGCUGAAAAAUGUCCUGCUGCAUCCCGAGUGGUCGUUAGAAACAGGAUGGAGGUUCAAGAAGCGGUCCGGCAUCGACAACUUGUUCCAGCAGCUGGCACCUCUGUACGAGAUUGUUAUAUUUACCUCUGAAACUGGCAUGACUGCAUUCCCCCUCAUCGACAGCUUGGACCCUCACGGCUUUGUAUCGUACCGGCUUUUUCGUGACGCCACCCGGUACUCAGAUGGACACCAUGUAAAGGACAUCUCGUGUCUGAACAGGGACCCCUCACGUGUUGUAAUUGUAGAUUGCAAAAGAGAAGCCUUUAAACUGCAGCCAUACAACGGCCUCGCCAUAAAGUCCUGGGACGGAAGCUCUGAGGACCGGGCGCUUUACGACCUCACCACCUUCCUGAAAACCAUUGCCACGAGCGGUGUAAGCGAUGUCCGCACCGUCCUGGAGAAUUACUCCCUGGAGGAAGAUCCCUUAGAAGCUUUUAAACGACGACAGAGCCAACUGGAGCAGGAGGAGCAGCAGAGGUUGGCAGAACUUUCCCAGCUCAGUAAACGACAGCCCAUGUCAUUAGGCUCUAUCGCCGGACGGUUUUGGCCUCGCUCUAAACAACAGUGACCUCAACAUUGCCCCCUUUUGGCUACACAAGACAGACAAGUAUGAAGCGGCCCCGCCAUCCCUGUGUAUAUAUAGAGGGGACGUAGUCGUCUUUCCAUUGGACAUGUGUUUGCAUCGUGUGAAUAUAUAAAUAAACCUUUUUGUAGACUUA